This is a messenger RNA of Penicillium maclennaniae, 297 nucleotides long. RefSeq names its product COX assembly mitochondrial protein. The transcript is spliced from 2 exons. The record is from RefSeq and is a predicted model, not a curated record. Gene Ontology annotation, cellular component: mitochondrion. The coding region runs from base 1 to 297 and encodes 98 amino acids. NCBI's taxonomy places the organism in Eukaryota, Fungi, Ascomycota, Eurotiomycetes, Eurotiales, Aspergillaceae.
AUGCAUUCCCAUCUCCAUACCCCCUACAACGUCAGCAACGUAGACUGCGAAGAGAUUAUGACAGCCCUCGACGAAUGCCACGCCAAGGGGUUCCUGUGGAAAGCUGUUGGAAACUGCAACGAUAUCAAGCGCGAAGUCAAUAAGUGUCUUUCCGCCGAGCGCUACGAUCGGGCGAAGCAGAACCGAGAAGAAGCACGCUCCAAUCGGCGGCGCAUCGAAGACAUUUGGGCAAAGGAGCGAGCGUUAGAUCAAGCUCCAAGUGCUGGCUCUGAGAAUAACGGGGCUUCCAAGCAAUAG